This is a messenger RNA of Xiphias gladius (swordfish), 3255 nucleotides long. Its product is annotated as selectin P. Gene Ontology annotation, biological process: response to cytokine; leukocyte tethering or rolling; heterophilic cell-cell adhesion. Gene Ontology annotation, molecular function: oligosaccharide binding; sialic acid binding. The transcript has 17 exons. Gene Ontology annotation, cellular component: membrane; external side of plasma membrane. Lineage: Eukaryota; Metazoa; Chordata; Actinopteri; Istiophoriformes; Xiphiidae. The record is from RefSeq and is a predicted model, not a curated record. Bases 121 to 2937 code for a protein of 938 amino acids.
GACCAUUAAUACUGUUUUGCCACGGAUCGUCGGCAAAUUGGGGUAAAUGCACCAACAAGAAUGAGUAACUGAAGAUAAAUCAAAUGUUGUGAGGGGAAAAAAACUCUCUUUUGAUUUCAGAUGUCUCAAGAAUCAGUUGAAAUUAGGCAAUGUCUGCAUCACAGCGUCCUCAUAGCUGCACUGAUUGUGUUUACUCAAGACCUGAGCAGCAGAGGAGGAGCACAGGCAUGGACCUACAACUACAGUGUCAGUCCAAACCGGAGAUGGCCUGAGGCCCGCCAGUGGUGCCAUCAGCAUUUCACAGCAAUGGUUGCUGUCCAGAACCAGGAGGAGGCUGACUUCAUCAACAAUCUGCUGCCAUUUAACCAAAAAUAUUACUGGACAGGCAUUCACAAAGUGGCUGGAGUGUGGACCUGGGAAGGAACCAAUAAGAAUGUGCCUGAAGAUGCUCAGAACUGGGCGCCAGCGGAGCCAGAUAACAUAAAGGGUCAGGACUGUGUGGAGAUAUACAUUAAGAGGGUGAAAGACACAGCCAAAUGGAACAAUGAGAAAUGCCACAAUAAGAAGGGAACUGUCUGCUACUCUGCCUCUUGUACACAGGAUUCCUGCAGUGUCCAUGCAGACUGUGUGGAGACCGUAGGGAACUAUACCUGCCAGUGCCAUCCUGGUUUCCUUGGGCCACGCUGUGAAGAGGCAAUUACAUGCAAACCCUUGCCAGAUCCAGAAAAAGGUUCUCACUACUGUUUCCAUCCCUAUGGGUCUUAUCGUUUCAACUCUUCUUGCCGUUUCCACUGUGAGCUUGGCUUUCACUUGGUCGGCGUGCCCCAACUGUUUUGCGAAACCAGUGGAUAUUGGAACCACCCUGUUCCUCUGUGUCAAGUUGAACAGUGUCAAGUUCUGAACCACACCAACAUCAGCGGAGGUAGUAUGAACUGCAGCCACCCCAUUGCGCCUUACAGCUACAACUCCACCUGUCAGGUCAGGUGUGAUGAAGGCUACGAGCUCCAUGGAGAGGACCAGAUACAUUGUGACCACGCAGGCCAGUGGACAGCCAGUGUCCCAGCAUGUACAAGAAAAAAGUGCCCCCCCAUUUUCUUUCCUGUUAUGGGAAACGUGACAUGUAUGGACACUCUGGAGCCUUUCUCCUUUAGCUCACAGUGUAACUUCACCUGCCAGGAAGGCUACUACCUGACUGGAGACAAUGCACUCACCUGUCUGGCUUCAGGACAAUGGAGCAAACCUACACCUACUUGCACAGUGAUACAGUGCAACAGUCUAGUGGCUCCACCCCAUGCCUCCGUGCAAUGCCAGGACCCUUUAGGAAUUUACAGCUAUGACUCAAUAUGCACUUCUCAAUGUGAAGAGGGAUUUGAUCUUAUUGGCACAAACAUGACAAAAUGUUCCUCACAGGGCAACUGGAGUCACACACUUCCUAUCUGCCAGGCCAAGAGGUGCAAUCCCAUAAAUUCGCCCCCUCAUGGCUCCCUUUCCUGUUCUGACCCAAAUGGUUCCUUCAGUUUUGGUUCUCGGUGCACGUCAACCUGUGAUGAGGGUUUUCUCCUGAAUGGGACAGCCAGUGCUGAGUGCACCUCUCUGAGCACAUGGAGCACAGACAUCCCACGUUGCUUGGCUAAAAAAUGUCCCACUCUGAACUCUCCCACCCAUGGCUCUUUAUCCUGCUCUGAUCUCCAUGGAGAGUUCAGUUUUGGCUCUCGGUGCAGGUCAACCUGUGAGGAGGGUUUUCUUAUGAAUGGAACAGCUGAGACGGAGUGCACCUCUGUGGGCACGUGGAGCACAGGCAUCCCACAUUGCUUGGCUAAAAAAUGUCCCACUCUGAACUCUCCCACCCAUGGCUCUUUAUCCUGCUCUGAUCUCCAUGGAGAGUUCAGUUUUGGCUCUCGGUGCAGGUCAACCUGUGAGGAGGGUUUUCUUAUGAAUGGGACAGCUGAGACGGAGUGCACCUCUGUGGGCACGUGGAGCACAGGCAUCCCACAUUGCUUGGCUAAGAAAUGUCCCACUCUUAACCCUUCCCCUCAUGGCUCCUUCUUCUGCUCUGAUCCCCAUGAAGAGUUCAGUUUUGGUUCUCGGUGCACGUCAACCUGUGAGGAGGGUUUUCUUAUGAAUGGAACAGCUGAGACGGAGUGCACCUCUGUGGGCACGUGGAGCACAGGCAUCCCACAUUGCUUGGCUAAGAAAUGUCCCACUCUUAACCCUUCCCCUCAUGGCUCCUUCUUCUGCUCUGAUCCCCAUGAAGAGUUCAGUUUUGGUUCUCGGUGCACGUCAACCUGUGAGGAGGGUUUUCUCCUGAAUGGGACGGCUGACACUGAGUGCACCUCUCUGGGCACAUGGAGCCAAGAAAUAGCCCACUGUCUGGCUCGUCCAUGCCCCCUAUUGGCCAAAGCCCCAACGCAUGGGAGGAUGAACUGUAGCCAUCCAUACUCCCCUUUCAGCUAUGACUCCCGCUGUGACUUUGAAUGUAAUGAGGGUUUCUGGCUGAGAGGAACACCAACUAUGACAUGCAACAAUUCAGGCCAUUGGAGUCAGGAUCUACCCACCUGCCGGCCGGUACAGUGUGAGGCCAUCCAUGCCUUGUCUUUACCCCUGUCUAUGAACUGCUCCCACCCUCUGGGGAAUUUCAGCUUUGGCUCCCAGUGUCUUUUUACCUGUACAGAUGGAUUCUACCUGAAUGGCACUGAGGCGCUGCUUUGCUCCUCCGCUGGGUUUUGGAGUGACAGUCUCCCUGACUGCACAGAGGAUAUGCCCGUGGGGUCUGCCAUCUUGAUGUACACUGGAGUUGGGGCAGCCUCUGUUGUCGUGCCACUUGUCCUGAUAGGCCUGGCUUUGUUGAUUUUGACAGCAUUUAAGAAAAGAGGAAAUACACUCAUGUCUGAUGUGCCAUCAUGGGAAGAAAGAGAGAAUCCAGCAUUUGAGUUUUGAUUUUUCGUUUUUGUUCCUUUUUGAGACUUUUGAUUUUUGCAGCAAGUCCUUUUAAUUACUGCAACUUAAUGCUUGCUGUUUUUAUGAUACGAUUAGAGCUUUACAUUAACUGUGAUUUUAAUUUCCACUCUGACAGGCUCUAAAAUUUAGAUAACCAAGCAAUUGUUACACAUUUUACAUGAAAAGCGUCACCUUUUGUUAUUGUAAAUGAACCCAAAAUUGUGCAUGGCAGACAUACAGUAAAGUUUGUGUUCAGCUUUUGCUUUGUUUCCUGCUUGUACAUCCCUUACAUUGUGUUGUCACUUUAGUUGUCAAUAA